GAUUAAGCCCCACAGAUCUCUUCCUCUCUGAGCCCGUUACUCUACCCAGCCCGUUACCGGUCCAUUUCCUCGGCCCAAAAUCCACUUUCAACCCGUCUCCUUUAUCAUCUCCAUCCCAGCCCACUCUCAUCACUCCCCAGCCCAAAUCCCCUCCUCGGCCCACUCCCAUCACUCCCCAGCCCAACUCCCCGCCUCGGCCCACUCCCAUCAACCCACAGCCUAUUCUCCCUUCCCUCUCUAUCCGUCACAGUGAUCCCACCCCUUCCAAUCCGAUUCCUCCACCUAGUCCUCCACCUUUGCUUCAAUACCACCGCCCCGCACCUCCACCCAUCCCCCGUCGCCACCCCUGAUAUAGUAUCAUCGCCAUCCUAGACCUACUGCCCCGCCUUCUAUUCCUCCUCCCAUGUCCUCCCAUCCAAUCCCCACUCCAUCACCACCUGUUUCCAAGAUCCCCCAUCGUCCCCGUUUUAACAUUUCCCCUCGCAUUGUCCCACCACCAGCGCCCAGCCCUUCCCGGCGGAUUCUCACUCGCACUCAGACCGGCAAAUUGCCGCCGCGCCAGUACCUUGCUGCUGCUCCAUCUGGCAUACCAUCAACUGCUGUUCAAGCCCUCAAAUUGCCCCACUGGCGAGCUGCUUUGGUCACCGAAUUUGACGCACUUGUUCGCAAUCACACCUGGGACUUGGUUCCAACCCCGCCUGAUUGUAAUGUUCUUUCUAACCGCUGGGUGUUUGCAGAGAAGACUAAUCCAGACGGUUCUCUUGGACGGGAGAAAGCACGGCUUGUUGCUCGUGGCUUUGAGCAAAUCCCCGGUCAUGAUUUUGGUGACACUUUUAGCCCAGUAUUGAAGCCAGCAACCCUUCGUCUUCUCCUGGGCAUUUCCGUCUCCAAUGCUUGGUCGUUACACCAACUCGAUAUCUCCAAUGCAUUCUUACACGACACCCUUAAAGAGGAGGUAUACAUGCGCCAGCCAGUUGGAUUCAUUGAUCCCGAGCAUCCGGAUUACGUCUGUCGUCUACGAAAAUCUAUCUAUGGAUUGCGCCAAGCGCCCCGUGCUUGGUUUCACUGUCUGUCACAGGCACUUCGAGACUUUGGCUUUGUUGCUUCUCAGACGGAUCCCUCACUUUUUAUUUACACGAGUGGUUCUUCUCUCCUUUACAUGUUGGUCUAUGUGGAUGACCUGGUGAUUACAGGUAACGAUUCGUCCGUUAUACAGCAGCUUCUGGUUCAUUUCCACUCCAAGUUUGCUCUCCGAGACCUUGGUCGUCUAUCAUAUUUUCUCGGACUCGAGGUUCAUUACACUCCCACUGGUUUGAUCCUAAAUCAGCGCAAGUAUAUCCUCGAGCUGCUGGAACGCUCAUGAAUGGCUCAAGCCAAGUCUAUAUAUCCAGCCUUGUACUCCUGACCAGUUGGUACAAAGUGGGUCUGAUUUGUCACCAGCAUUUGAUAAUCCCAGCCUCUACAGGAGUAUUGUUGGCGGUCUGCAGUAUUUGAGUUUCACAAGACCGGAUAUCUCCUUUGCGGUGAAUCACGUCUCCCAGUUCCAGCACUCCCCUACAGAGGCACAUUGGGCAGCCGUGAAAAGAAUCAUGCGUUAUCUUCAAGGUACCAUCACUCAAGGAUUGCUCUUCCAACGGUCUGCUCAUUCCCAGUUACAUGGUUAUUCAGAUGCUUCCUUUGCCUCUUGUCCCAAAGAUCGAAAAUCUAUUUCUGGGUUUGUUGUUUUUCAUGGUUUGAAUUUGGUGUCUUGGUCGACUAGAAAACAGAAGGCGGUGGCCAGGUCUUCCACGGAAUAUGAAUAUCGAGCCCUCGCUACUCUUGCAUCAGAAGUCAUUUGGCUACAGGCGCUACUCGCGGAACUCGAUUAAUCACCUUCCUCUUCUCCUGUUCUAUGGUGUGACAAUUUGGGAGCCACCUACCUUACUCACAACCCGGUCUUUCACACGCGCUCCAACCACCUCGAGAUUGAGUUUCACUUUGUUCACGAUCGGUCAACAAGCAACAACUACAUGUCCGGUACCUUCCAGCAACCGAUCAACUUGCCGACGUUCUUACGAACCCUCUUACCCGCCAGUCAUUCCGUGGCUUUUGUUCCAAGUUGCACCUCUCCGAGGUUCCACUUGCGAGGGCGUGAUAAGGAGGAGAUAUACUCGAAACUACUUCCCUAUUCUUCUCCUUCACUACUUGUUACUGUUAUCAUUCUGUUUCCUUAGUUUACGUUAGUACCACUGCUUUGCUUAGGAAUAGCUUUCUGUUAUACUCCUCAAUGUAUAUAUAUACAUAUCAAUAAUACAAGUAGAAUCAGAUU
Messenger RNA from Linum trigynum, 2308 nucleotides. Lineage: Eukaryota; Viridiplantae; Streptophyta; Magnoliopsida; Malpighiales; Linaceae. The record is from the annotation of a GenBank genome assembly.